AUGAACUACCACGCAGUAGACCAGCAGCAGCAGCAGCAGCAGCAGCAGCAGCAGGAAAUGCAGCAGCAGCAGCAGCAGCAGCAGGAGAUGCAGCAGCAGCAGAGAGGACAGGGGGGCACUCGCUUGAGAGCUGCUGCUGCUGCUGCAGCAGCAGCAGCAGCAGAACAAACAUUUGUAUCCUGGCCGCCCCCACAGUCUGUCUCUGUUGGUUUUGGUAAUGUACACAGUGCAAUGGAUGAUGCUGCUGCUGCUGCUGCUGCAGCACACUGCAGCAGCAGCAACGCUCUCCUCCUACCCGCAGGCAACAGCAACACCCUCUCCGUUAUCAGCGUCCCUAACGAACAAGCUGCUAUGUACAACAGAACAGCAGAGGAGCUGUCUCGCUCUCUGAAGGCGAUGGGCUGCUUCUCUGUUACAAACUCCGUGGCGGCGUCGAUGAGCAAACAACUGCUAGCCGAAGCGAACCGGAAGAGGCGAGAAGAAGAGGCGAGGCGUUCUGCUGCAGGUUCAUCAGCAGCAGCAUCAGCAGCAGCAGCAGCAGCAGCAGCAGCAGCAGCAGCUGAGGCAGAGGAGAGGGAGCGACAGCAGCAGCAAGAAGAGAUGAGGAAGCAGCAAGAAGAAGAAAACAGAAAAAAACUGCAGCACAUCGAUGCCACUCACCUGCUGUGUCUCCCGGGGCCCUCACCAGCAGAAAUAAGAAAAAGAAAAGCAGCAGCAGCAGCAAUCCACAGGCAGCAGCAGCAGCAGCAGCAGCAGCUACUGCAGCAGCAGCAGGAGCAGCAGCUGCAGCAGCAGCAGCAACAGAGAGAUAUGUUCAUGGAGCAGCAGCAACUGCAACAGCAACAGCAGCAGGAUUUCUUCAUCCACCAGCAGCAGCAGCAGCAGCAGCAGCAGCAGCAAGAGAUGUAUCUGCAGCAGCAAAUGCAAUACCCCGCACAAGGAGGAUGGAAUACAGAUUACUAUCCAACAACAGAUUACCCUCAAGCUGGCUUUCAGCAGCAACUGGAGCAGCAGCAGCAGCAGCAGCAGCAGCAACAGCAGCAGAUGGACCGAGAAGCGCUGCAGCAGCAGAUUCUGCUGCAGGAGGAAAGAAUAGCUCAGCUGCAGCAGCAGCUGAUGCAGCACCAGCAGGCACGAGAGCAUCGACGCGGAGCAGCAGCAGCAGCAGCAGCAGCAGCAGGAGCAGCAGCAGCAGCAGGAGCAGCAGAUGGGUCGGAGACAGUAAUCAAUGCUGAUUCUUCGGUCGUUGUUUAG
Messenger RNA from Eimeria mitis, 1254 nucleotides. RefSeq lists its product as uncharacterized. The coding region runs from base 1 to 1254 and encodes 417 amino acids. The transcript is spliced from 5 exons. Lineage: Eukaryota; Apicomplexa; Conoidasida; Eucoccidiorida; Eimeriidae. The record is from RefSeq and is a predicted model, not a curated record.